Parasteatoda tepidariorum (common house spider) is the source of this 477-nucleotide messenger RNA. NCBI's taxonomy places the organism in Eukaryota, Metazoa, Arthropoda, Arachnida, Araneae, Theridiidae. The record is from RefSeq and is a predicted model, not a curated record.
AUGCGAAAAGAAAAACGAAACAUCAUAAUCUUCGUAGACAACUGCGCUGCUCAUUCCAAGGAGAAUAAGUACACUAACAUCAAGUUGCAGUUCUUACCACCAAAUUCUACUUCUGUUCUACAACCAAUGGAUCAGGGAGUUAUUAAGGUAUUUAAGCAGCAUUAUAAAAUGCGACUUGUGAAACGGAUGCUGGAAGGACUUGAAAAUACUGGAGAGCUAAAAAAAGUCAAUAUGUUAGAAGCGAUUGAGUUAAUUGUAUCAGCAUGGGAAUUAAUAACACCAUCUGCCAUUGCUAACUGUUUUCGGAAAGCUGGAUUCUCUGACGGAGAUACAACUGAAGAAUAUCUCUUAGAAGCUGAAUAUGAAAUAUCAGAUGAAGACGAAGAAACAAACGUCGUAGUAAAAUCCCGCGAUAAUCCUACUCUACUUCAAGAGAAGCCUUAUUCUGAAGUUGCCAUAACGACGGGAAAGAUGUAG